AUGCAGGCACUUGACGAUGAGCGUAUCAGACGUGUGACCCAGGGCAGCGAAUACAGGACGUCCUCAGCGCCUCGGAACGCCGCCUCUCUGGAUCCUCGCGGGCAUCUCGACUGCCCCUCAACUCGUCGCCGUUCCCUCGGGUUAUCCCGUUAUCUCCGUCGCUCAUCUCCGGCCGUCCAACCUGGAAAGCAUCUCGUGUUGACUUUAGCAUACCGUAUCCUUCACAAUAUCGACAUUUCAGAUAUCGAACGCGAUAUGGUGCUUUUCCUUCUGCUGGAAAUACGAUUCGCAUCGCUGUGUUCACUGACAACUGUGAUCCCAGCCAUGGUUGUUGAACGGACUUUUGCGUCACGUUUUGUCAGCAUCUAUGAAAGAAUACCGAAGCCUUGGGAUCUCUUUAUCUCGUGA
Messenger RNA from Ostertagia ostertagi, 408 nucleotides. Lineage: Eukaryota; Metazoa; Nematoda; Chromadorea; Rhabditida; Trichostrongylidae. The record is from the annotation of a GenBank genome assembly.